GUUAGAGAAAUCAAUGGCCUCUCCAGCGCUCCCUCUACCACUAAAAACUCGACCAACAUGCUGCAGUGUUUCACAUAAUUGACGAGAGAGAGAGAGAGAGAGAGAGAGAGAGAGCACGGGGCAGCAGGGCUUCUCCAUGGCAGGGUGAUUGGCAUGGAUCUGUUGCUAUUCAGCCUCUGCAUGCGCAAUGCUUAACCGUGUUAAUUUUCAUUAUCGGAGCUCCGAUUAAGGCCGGGCUGCUGUUCCCCGUGUGCAGUAUGCUCCUCAACGCCGGCAACUAGGCCGAGCGGCGCCCCCGUCUACCUCGCCGCUGAGAUCUGACUGCUGCAACUUGUUCUCGGUUUUAGUAUCAUCAUCUUACGGCACAUCGGAUUGACCUUGCCGAUUGACGUCAGUCAUGGCUGCUAGCCCAGACUGUCUUGCUGACGACAGCAACUGGGAGGAGGUACGGUUUAUCAACAGCUACAGUGUGUUCAUGGGCUAUCUGUCCAUGGCCAUCAAGGGCUUGGGUUUCUUGGUUCUUACUUGGACCACCGUUGUACUUCUCGGUGGCUUCGUCUCCAUGCUGGAUAACAAGGACUUUUGGUGCCUGACCUUCAUCACCCUUGUACAGACAGCUGGGAUUUUUGAUGUUAAUCUAAAUGAAAAAUUAGGCUAUAUGAAGAAUGCAUUCUCAGGGUUCAUCAUGGCAAUUUUCUGGGGCGUGGUAGGCGAAGAGCCAAGCUGGGAAACAAUAUUUGCUUUUCUUUGUCGCAGUUUGUUGGCAUGCAUUUUAAUGUUGGUUCAAGUAGUGGUGUUGGCCAUGAUAUUGGGCCCUCUCGCAAUUAUAUAUGUGCUUGGGAUAUUCAUGUCCGGAGUGAUCUCGUUGUGGCGUCUGGUAGAGCAUGAUUAUGGGGGCAACUCGGAUGGAGAAACAUCAAACCUAGCGCCAGCGAUGAACACCUUGUACUACCUUGCUCUGCUCCAAGGUGUGCUCUUCUGCUACAGGUUCAUGUUGGGUCGUGUGGGGAAGAGAUUGUCCUGGGUUGCGGCCACUGGAGAGGAAGUUCAAGCAGUUCUUUACAACUACUUGCACGAAACAAGGAGUGGAUGUGAGAAGGACCCGGCAUUUGCAAAAGGAAGGAACCUCACCACAUAUGCCGUAGACAAAAUUAGUUCUAAUUCACCGGUUGACUGCAUUUCCGGUGUGAAGAUCUUGUAUGCAGCCAUAAGUGUAGUGGACAGCACAUGUAACCCACGCAAAAUAACUGGGCAACGCAUGCUGAUGGAGCAUCUGUUCUUGUGUGCAUCAUCAUCUCGGUGCGCACUACAGAAACUGCUAGAGACAUUGGGUUCAAGAUAUGACACAGAGAGGAGACACCAAGCGGCGACAAUAGUGGACCGAAUUGCACUCUUCAUUAAUUUGGAGCAAUUUCCUUGUGGUAUUCAACACAUAUCCUCCCUGAUCGGGACAUUUAAACAAUAUAAUUCACCAGCCGGCGAACUUGGGAAGGACUACCAGAAGUUGUUGCUACAAGGCUUGUCUAUCCUCCAGAAUCUGGCUACUGACGAAAACAACUGCAGAGUCAUGAGCGACACUCGAGAUCUGGUCUCCAAAAUCAUGGCGCCUGUAACUUCCGACCUACUUGACCACACCGGUGAUGAUCAUGGUACGUGGUACAAAGUAGUAAGUGAAUCAAUGGAAUUGAUGAACCAAUUAACUCUUGCUCAAGGAGAAACGGGCACCAAAUUACGUCGUGAAAUCUCAAACUGCGCAGGAGCAAUAGGCACUCUCUGGAGGAUUAUUAGCUGUAAAAGGUGUAAAGAAUGGUUGCAGGGAAGAGCCAUUUGGAUUCUCACACGACUGUACAUUGAUAAUAUUGGAAUCAGCAGAUCAAGUGAUUCUGAGCUUCUCGAAAAGGAAAACAGUUGUGGCGGAGAAGAUUUUGUUAGGAUGCUAGUGAACAUCUUCACUCACCAUAACGAGUAUAGCAGCUUUGUCAGAGAAUGUGCAGGAGAAGCACUAUCGAAGAUAUGUUUCCUUGGCAGAAUUAGUGAUGCCACAAUUAUCAUACAAACAAGAGAUGAUGUUGUCGAUAGUCUCGCUCAAGUACUUUUACAUGAAGGAAAAAAGACACGCAGACAAGCAGCAGCAGCAGAAAUACUGAAGUAUCUAUGUACUCAUUACACUAAGGAUGAUGAAUACCUCGGCAAACUUAAGAAAGCAACCCUCAAGGUGAUAGGAAAAAUGCUUUGUCCCAGGGUCGAAACACACAAUGGAAGAGAUAUAGAAAGCCAAUGUGAUGACACACAAGAAAGCAAUGAACCGGAGAAGAAGGAGGACGAGGGAUUCCAGGUGGACGCACUCUCAAAAAUGUCACUGAACUUGCUAUUGUCACUGCUAUCCCUUUGUGGGACUGUCUACGACACCAAGUUGAUCAUUGAUUUGUCUACUUGGUUGGAUCCAUCUAGCUUUCUAAACAAGCUCGAGGAGAUACUAGUGGAAGAAAGCUACAGCGCCACUGGAAACCUAUCAUUGUACAAGGCUACUGCUAAGAUGGUCAUAUCAAUGCUCAAAUGCAAUGGUGGCGGGUUCCUCAGACGAGAGGACUUUGGGAGCUUGAUAGAUACGCUCUCUAGUGCUUCUGAGGACAUGCUAGAUCUUGACUACUCCAUGAUUUGUUCUUCCGCCAGUAGCUCCGAAUCCAGAUCGAAGCUUAAUAGGCGUACUCUCAUGUCACUCGUGAGAGAAGCGAAAGAACUGCAUGCCAUGGUACCAUCUACCUCUUCCAGUGGCUGAUUUGCAAUCAAGUUUAGAUACUUAUUAAUUAUUAUACAUAUUUUCAUUCACUGGCUGGAUGUGUACUGUGUGAAUACUCUAUAUAUGCAUGGUGUACUGCUCCAUCCGUAUAACCAGCGGGUGUUUGCAUUUUAGUGUUGCCGGUGUCCUUGUCGUGAGAAAAAGUUCGGUAUGUAGUUUGUAUUUGUGUUUAUGGUUAGAGUGAGAUUUUUUUUUUUGAAAGACCCAAUGUGAGAGAAAUUGUUAUGCACUGUUAUGUGUACCCCAGGUUUAAGAGCUACUCCAUUUAUUUUUUGCUGAA
This is a messenger RNA of Triticum aestivum (bread wheat), 3080 nucleotides long. RefSeq lists its product as uncharacterized. The coding region runs from base 398 to 2779 and encodes 793 amino acids. NCBI's taxonomy places the organism in Eukaryota, Viridiplantae, Streptophyta, Magnoliopsida, Poales, Poaceae. The transcript has 4 exons. The record is from RefSeq and is a predicted model, not a curated record.